Brassica napus (rape) is the source of this 1018-nucleotide messenger RNA. RefSeq lists its product as uncharacterized. The record is from RefSeq and is a predicted model, not a curated record. The transcript is spliced from 5 exons. Gene Ontology annotation, biological process: maturation of SSU-rRNA from tricistronic rRNA transcript (SSU-rRNA, 5.8S rRNA, LSU-rRNA). Bases 190 to 777 code for a protein of 195 amino acids. Gene Ontology annotation, cellular component: nucleolus. NCBI's taxonomy places the organism in Eukaryota, Viridiplantae, Streptophyta, Magnoliopsida, Brassicales, Brassicaceae.
UUCAGCAAUUAGCUGCUAAUCACUCGUGUGUUUUAGGAGCUUAAUAUAACCAAGAAAAUAGAAAUUGGCAAAACCUAAAACCCUUUCCGACAUAACAUCAUCGUCCUGCGCCGCUCUCAUACAUUCCUUCUUUCAAGCAAAGCUUUCUUCGAGCAGUCGUGGUUUCUCGCACUCAGAAGUACCCAAAACAUGUAUAAUCGCAAGCCAAUGGCGAAGAACAAACAAGCCAUGGAUGAUGAUGCCGUUGAUCCUAACAUGAGCUUUAAGAAUAUUAUGAAAGAUGUUCAGCACUUUGCUAUCAAGCAUAUGACAUGGAAGGAUAAGAAGGCUUUGGAGAAUCAGAAAGUCACCGAACUUGGUGGAAAGCCUCAAAAGAAACAGAGGCUACCACUCAGUGUAGCGAGAGUACAGAUGAAGAAGCAGAAAGAAAGAGAGGAGAAGAUGGUGGAACAGAAUAUGAUUUUUGGUAGAUUUGGAGGACCGCUUGGUGGUGGUGUGAGUACCAAGAAGCCUGCAGAGAAGAAGCGUAAGCCGGAGGAUAGAGUCUUGAAGUCGACUUUUGGGAAUUUCAGAGGUGGUGUUCUUGAUGUUAAGGAUUUACUACGUUCUGGUUCUUCUUCAUCAAACGGAGAUUUCAACUUCGGUAAGAGCAAGAGCAAGUCCAGAGGCAUGGGAGGAGAGCUAGGAGGUGGAGGAGUAGGAGGAGGAGAGAAGAAAGGGAAGAAGAAGAAAGGAAAGAAAGGGAAGAAAGGAGGUGGUAAGAGGAGAAGCAAGUGAUCUCUGUUAGCUUUGUAAACAAAAUUUUGAUGACUGGAGAAAAGAGGAAAACAUAAUAAUGGCACAAUGAUCUUCAUCUAAUAGAUGAGUUUACACAUUAAGAAAUGUAAGAUUUUGUCAUAUCUCCUAGUUUCAUAUGCAAUCUCCUGGCUAUACAUCUGUUCUUGAAUCAUGUUUUGUAAUCAACUUUCCAAAUUACAAAAGUUGUCAUGAAUCAUAGUAUAAUCGUUUGCAAGUUUAA